UUGGACCUGGUGAUGUGUUUGGAGAAGAAGCUGUCAUCCAUCACAACCUUCACGACCACCUUGUUCCGAGGAGAAGCAACGCGUAUGCCAUGGAAGACUGUUUGACGUAUCAGAUCGACAAUCGAGACCUGGAGAACUUGUUUCCCAAGUUUCCCUCCAUGAAGUCGAAGCUCUUUGCCCUGUCUGACAUGUACCGCAAAGAACAAGAAUGGACGAAAAGGCUUCCCUCGCGCCCGACCCCGUCACCUCCAAGAUCGAAGCCAAGGUCUACACCGCUGGGUUCAAAUCCAACAGAGUGAAGAUGCGCAACCAGCCCAUGAUGUUGCCUGAGGUCAAGUUGCGGAAACUCGACGAAGGGACUCUCGCCAAUCACCUUGAGCUGUCUUCUGUGAUACCUACACAAGAAGCAAGUCGCUUCCUCCCGGGUAGACGUUGGGGGAAGAUCUUUGAGGAAGAAGUAGAGUGCAAGACGGUGCAAGAGAAGAUAAGAUACAUCUCAACAAAUAUCGACAACAAGUUUGCAAGAGUGAUGAAGUUGAGAGAACAGGGGUUGCGGUAUCUCGAUGGACUGGGAAAGUAGAUUUUGUCCGGUCUGAAAAUGAGUCUUCACGAGUAUCAAUCAUGACAUGUCUAUGAUAAUUUCAAUACAUCCAUCUCAAUG
This is a messenger RNA of Guillardia theta CCMP2712, 661 nucleotides long. RefSeq lists its product as hypothetical. The transcript has 7 exons. NCBI's taxonomy places the organism in Eukaryota, Cryptophyceae, Pyrenomonadales, Geminigeraceae. The record is from RefSeq and is a predicted model, not a curated record. The coding region runs from base 320 to 580 and encodes 86 amino acids.